Drosophila miranda is the source of this 1088-nucleotide messenger RNA. RefSeq lists its product as uncharacterized. NCBI's taxonomy places the organism in Eukaryota, Metazoa, Arthropoda, Insecta, Diptera, Drosophilidae. Gene Ontology annotation, molecular function: oxidoreductase activity. Bases 76 to 924 code for a protein of 282 amino acids. The transcript is spliced from 2 exons. The record is from RefSeq and is a predicted model, not a curated record.
CUAAAUUCCCUUGAUUUUCUUUGUCAUUCUCCUGAAAAUUCUUCGUGAAAAUUGAACAAAUUUCCCUGCAACAAAAUGUGUGAAAUACCCAAGAACUUUGUGACCUACGACAUGGUGCACAAUCUACGCUACGACAAGAGCAAAAUAAAGAAGCACCACGACAUGAAACCCACAAAGUAUUGGCCUGGAGCCCGUUUCAUGAUCGUCGCGCAGGAUGGGGAUCUGAAUACGGCCGCCUAUAGCGUGGCCGGAUUCAUGCAAGAGCCGUUCCAGCUCUUUCCACUGGCCACUGUGGCCGUGCAUCAGUCGAUAAGGGACAAGUUCAUAGCGAUGGUCAGGAGUCGCUUCCGCCAGCUGAAGCCCCAUGUGGCCAAUCAUCCGAACUACGAGCGAUCCCUGAAUCUCCUGAAGGACGAGUGCCAGCCUCCGGUGGACUAUGUACUAGCCGACGAGAAGGAUGCCCCCGCGUGUGCCAGUCCCAUUCUGGUGACGGGUGGCGUCACCCAUCUGUAUUUUCCCAGCGGUGCCACGGGCGUCACAACGUUGCACACAUUCGAGACGAUACAGGAGGCGGCCGAAAUAUUUGGCCGAGAGCAGCCGCACUUUGAUGCCGUCUACUACUUCGACGAGGGCAUCGCCAGUGUCUAUACACUGGCAAAGCUGAUCAAGUGCGUCCAGAUCUAUGUGAACUGCCUGGACGCCUGUCUGCUGGCCAUAAUGCCCUACUAUCUCUCCAAGGUGCAGACGGUGCUGUACAAGAACGGCUUCCACUACGAGGUCCUCAAUAUCGGUGACAGUUGGAAGAUGAUUGUGUUUCCCUACAAUUCGAGUAUCAUCAGGCCAUGCUGCUGCCCCUUGGGCUACUGUCGCUGCAAUGCCAAGCACACGGUGUGCUGUCAGGAUCAUUUGAAUACACACUACUGAGUCCUGCAGCACAUGUGAGCCAUAAUUUUCGCGGUAGUUGGCUUUUGGAUUGCCACAACUCCGGGCGCCCUUUCCUCAAUAUUUUUGGCCCACAGACUGUCGCCGACGGUUGGCUUUUAAUAAAACUUGCACUGAGCGUAGUCGUUGCCAAAAAAAAUAUAAGA